CGCUGUGCGGCUCUUUGCUCGUUUGCUUACCAGCUCUCUCUCGUCCAGGUCCUCCUCCAGGCAUGUCCUCUGCCCCUGGAAUGGCACCGCCUCCUGGUGUCCAGCCGCCCAAUAGUGCCACACAAGCUAAUCGACCAAGCGGCCUUCCUGCGUCCUUCCAACCGCCACCGAACCUACCCAACAUCAACUUCAACGCCCCGGUGAUCCGCUUGGGCGCCAGCAUGCCGCCGGCGAAAACCGGUUCGUCAAUCAGUAGCGACCGCAAGGACUCGCACACCCCGACAUCCGGCAGGCCCGGUCUUGGAGCCGACCGUGCGGAUCAGUCGCGCGGCCAAACGAGGGAGAGCAUGCAGUCGUUGAUUCCGCCCACCGCGGAGGAGCGGCUCCGAACAAUCUUUGUCCACAAGAUCCCGGAGGGUGUUGGCGGCGAGGCGGGCAUCCAGCAGCUGCUCAGCACGGUCGGCAGGCUGCGGCGGUGGGAUUCAGGACAGUCGCAUCUGUCGGAGCACAAGGGGGCCCUGUUUGGGUUCGCACAGUACGAAGACCCCGAAUCGCUAGCCGCUGCAGUCGAGUUACUCAAAGACAUCGAGGUGCCCGUGAAGAAGCAAUCCCCGACCGAGAACCCGCCGGCCGACGACGACGACAAGUUCGAAGGCAUUGACAAGGAAAAGCUCAAGGUCGAGGUGGAUCCGAGCACCGUCAAGUAUUUAGAGUCCUGGAAGGAAACGAGGCCAUCCGACGACUCCGCGCUCGAGGCACGGAUCAACGAGGCGGGAACUGCGCUGAAGCAGUUCGUUCGCGACUUGUUCUACCCGCGCGUCACUAGCGGCCGGGAUGCCGAGGGCGACACCGCCAUGGCUAACGGUUCGAAUGGCCUAGGAGAGAACGUCGAGGUGAUUAACAUUCCCUUGGCUCCCGAAGACGAGCUGGCAGACAUUCCGGCCGAGAUGCGGGCGACCGUGGCCGCCGAGAUUGCAGCUUUCCGAGAAAGGAGCAACAAGCGAGAUUUGGAGCGUCUCCGGAAGGAGGAAGAGUUCGAAGAGAUGGAACGUCAACGCAAUGGCGCGCCCCGCAAGUCGCGUCUAGACUCCCCGCCGCCGAGCAAUUCCAACAUGGUUCCGCUAGCGCCCCGCGGCGCUCCGAAUGCCCCGGCGGGUCCCAAGGGACAGAGCCGUGGCGUGGAGUUUGUCAACGGCGGCACGACCAACGGGCAACGGUUUCCGGACGACGAUGACACGGAUGCAGAUGACGAGGAGCUUUACAAUAGGGAGCUGGCAAAACAGCGGGCGGAGGACGAGAAGCUCUACCUAGAGGCCGAGCGGAAGUGGGUCAACCGUGAACGGCAGCGCGCAGCCGCGCUCGACAGAGAACGGGAACGCGAGCGGUCAGAAACAGAAGGUUUCGCCCGCAGGAGGGAGGAGCAGCUCGAGAGGGACAAGAAUUGGGAUGACGACCGUGAGGCAUCGCGCAAGAGUCAUCUCUACUACCGCGAUCACGGCCAGUGGAUCAGGGAACGGACUGCUUUCCGAGCAGCAGAGGCGGCCCGGGACGAGAUGGACCGGCGCGCCGAGGAGGAGGAGCGGCGCAGGGCGGAGGCCGAGAUGGAACAUGCCAGAGACAUGGCCGAUUCCUUCCUGGAGCGGCAGGCCGCGGAAAUGGAGAGGCAACCAGCAGCCCCUGCGGCACCGCAGCGCGUCACCAUCUCCUUUGGUGCGGCGGCCCAGAAGGCGGCUCAGCGCACUGCGGCCCCACGCCGCACCGUGGCCGAGGUUGAAGGUCUGCUCGACGACGAGGAGCAAGACCAGACCACCAAGCGGCAGCUGGUGCCCAUCAAGUUUGAGCCCAUCACUGACACCAAGGCCAUGUCCGAGGAGGACAUCCAGAACGCCGUGCGCGCGCUUGCGCACGAGAUCCCAGUCGACCGGGAAGGCCUCUGGGCAUGGGACGUUAAGUGGGACUAUCUUGAGGAGUCGGUUAUCCGCGAGAAGCUGCGGCCGUUUGUCGAGAAGAAGGUGGUCGAGUACCUGGGCGUGCAGGAGCAAUUCUUGGUGGACGUUGUCGAGGAGCACCUGCGCAAGCACCAGAAGCCGGCUGAAUUGGUGGAGACGCUCAGCGAAGCCCUGGACGAGGACGCUGAAGACAUGGUCAAGAAGCUGUGGCGCAUGGUCAUCUUCUUCACCGAGAGCGAGAAGCGCGGGCUACCUGCGUGAGCGUGGGCUAGUUGCUUGGCCGGGACAAAUCCACAUUCAUACGUGUAUUGUUAUUUAAUGGAGGCGUUACUGGCGCAUCUGUUGGUCUUUUGCGUAAUUCGUCACAGAAUUCGUUCACUAUAGGUUGCUGUUGGGGCGGCACAGCUGGGGCAACGAGAGAGGGGGGCCCAUGCCAUGCCAAGAACACCAUUCUGUUUGCCUUUGUCUCUCCCCGGCCCCUAAUGAAUUUCAUUCCCUUCCUUUUGCUGGCGGCUCGAAGCGCAGAAUCCAGGAAUCCUAACAACAAGACAGUAGUGGAGUGUAUGACGCAGUCUGAGGAGGCAUCCGUGCAGUACCUUGGUUAGUGAGGUACGAAGUAGUCUGUUGAGCUAUAGAAUCCGGAAUUGGGAAUCCGGG
This is a messenger RNA of Thermothelomyces thermophilus ATCC 42464, 2606 nucleotides long. RefSeq lists its product as uncharacterized. Lineage: Eukaryota; Fungi; Ascomycota; Sordariomycetes; Sordariales; Chaetomiaceae. Gene Ontology annotation, cellular component: spliceosomal complex. The transcript has a single exon. The coding region runs from base 63 to 2210 and encodes 715 amino acids. Gene Ontology annotation, biological process: mRNA processing. Gene Ontology annotation, molecular function: mRNA binding. The record is from RefSeq and is a predicted model, not a curated record.